UCCGGGCUCCUCGCCCUCGCCCACACUUUUCUUUCUCACACACGCACGCAGACACAUUCUCCCUCUCCGCGCUCUCUCCCUCGGUUCCCCUCUCUCCCUCUUUCUCUUUCACUUUUGCAUGCCCUGCAACCUUUUAAAAUGUUGCCCCUUCCCUGUGAUUCGCCAGACGCCGCGCCGCGGCCCCCUGCGCGCUCGCCCGCUCCCUCUCUCGCCCGCUUUUUGUCUCUCGCGCUCCCUCUCCCCACCUCCGAUUUGCUACACUGAGGCUCCCGUCAAUGGACUGCAUUGAGAGCCGGCUCCGGCGCGAGUUGCCUCUCCGCUUCACGCUCCAUUUCCAGGCAUUCUUCCCUUAUUAAGUAUUCGUGUAAUAUUAAUAGUCAUGAAUAUCUGCUAUUAGGAGGCUCCAGGAACGCUGCCCAGCGCGGUUAUUAGAAGCUCAAGCGAAGCCGCCGCUAAGAAAAGAGGGGGAGACACGGAUUAAGGAACACGCACACGCACACAGACACACACACUUUUUGCUUUUUCCGUUUUUUGGGGUUUUUCAUUUUUUAAGGAACUUUGAAUCAUAACCGAUCACGGCAGGAUAGAGACCGUGGGUUCGACCAGCUGAAGGCGCCGUUCAAAUCGGUGGUUCAAGUUCGGAUGGACCAGAGCGGGGCUCCAGUGCUCAGGCGAGCGGCUGCGCCGUGACUGGAGUCCUGGGUGGCGCGGGGCUCUCGGCGCCUUUUGUGUGGGGCGCGCUCGGGCGGCGGGGCAGCCGGGCUCUCCAGGCUUGCUUGUUUUUUUCCACCCUGACUCGUUACCCCAGACUCUGCGCAGAUGUUAGUUCACAGUUUUUCAGCUAUGGUGAGUCCCAUCCCAACCCCAUCCCUGUUUCCUUAGGAAUUCUGUUGGUGAAACCUGGUGCUGCGGAAUUGCCCGCAACUUCGGGGUUCACGCCCAGGUUUUCUUCAGGGCUCCCUUUUGCAUUUGCAUUUACCUGUUACCUCUUUUCCCUCGCUCUUUUCCAUUCUUAAAUCGGAUUCAUUACCCCCUUGCCCCUGCUCCACCUCUCCCGGGCCGCAGACCCACCUCGCUGCUACUUCCCAAGGCGUGUUUCUCCGCACGUUCUUUAUUUCUUUGACUCUUCACUUGUUCCUGAGAUGUCCUAAACAUUGGAUGCUUAAUCCGUCCGCUGGAGAGGCGCGGGCAGAGGUGUCCCAUACCCCCGGGGCCGGGGUGUGAACCUCCGAGGGUUCGCAUUCCCUUGAAUCAACUCUGUUCCCUUGUUUUGCAAGCGAAUUGUAAUUAGAGGAACGUAAAGUCAGGCGUUUCUUCUGCCCUUUGGGGCUGAUGUGGAAGGGGCGGGGGCCUCCGCCCCGGGGUACACCUUUCUCUUUUAAACCCAGUAAGGCCAAAUCUUUCCUUUUUAAACCUUGCCUUGACGUCCUCCUCUCCCUAUCGUAUCAUAAUCGACCCUGUCGAGAAAAAGGCUCCUAAAUGAGGAAGCGGAAAAGACAGACCCCCAUCCUGCAGUUAAAACCUUUAAGCUGGACCGUCACGACGGCACCAGCAACGGGACUGCACGGUUGCCCCAGCUGGGCACUCCUGAACCCCCUGCACGCCCAGCCGCAGCCGCAGCACCCGGGCUGGCCCGGCCAGAGGCAAAGCCAGGAGUCUGGGCUCCUGCACACGCACCGGGGGCUGCCCCACCAGCUGUCGGGCCUGGAUCCUCGCAGGGACUACCGGCGGCACGAGGACCUCCUUCACGGCCCACACGGGCUUGGCUCAGGACUCGGAGACCUUCCGAUUCACUCCUUACCUCACGCCAUCGAGGACGUCCCGCAUGUAGAAGACCCGGGUAUUAACAUCCCAGAUCAAACUGUAAUUAAGAAAGGCCCCGUGUCCCUGUCCAAGUCCAACAGCAACGCCGUCUCCGCCAUCCCCAUAAACAAGGACAACCUCUUUGGUGGCGUCGUGAACCCCAACGAAGUCUUCUGUUCAGUUCCGGGUCGCCUCUCGCUCCUCAGCUCCACCUCGAAGUACAAGGUCACGGUGGCGGAAGUACAGCGGCGCCUCUCACCGCCCGAGUGUCUCAACGCUUCGCUGCUGGGCGGAGUGCUGCGGAGGGCGAAGUCUAAAAAUGGAGGAAGAUCUUUAAGAGAAAAACUGGACAAAAUAGGAUUAAAUCUGCCGGCAGGGAGACGUAAAGCUGCCAACGUCACCCUGCUCACAUCACUAGUGGAGGGAGAAGCCGUCCACCUAGCCAGGGACUUUGGGUACGUGUGCGAAACCGAAUUUCCUGCCAAAGCAGUAGCUGAAUUUCUCAACCGACAACAUUCCGAUCCCAAUGAGCAAGUGACAAGAAAAAACAUGCUCCUGGCUACAAAACAGAUAUGCAAAGAGUUCACCGACCUACUGGCUCAGGACCGAUCUCCCCUGGGGAACUCCAGGCCCAACCCUAUCCUGGAGCCCGGCAUCCAGAGCUGCUUGACCCACUUCAACCUCAUCUCCCAUGGCUUUGGCAGCCCUGCAGUGUGCGCUGCGGUCACCGCCCUGCAGAACUAUCUCACUGAGGCCCUCAAGGCCAUGGACAAAAUGUACCUCAGCAACAACCCCAACAGCCACACGGACAACAGCGCCAAAAGUAGUGACAAAGAGGAGAAACACAGAAAGUGAGGCUCUCCUCCCGCCCUGGGCCUCCACGCCUCUCCAGCGCCUCUACCCCUUUCGGCGUCCCCUCACCUACCACCUCGGGCAGGUGACAGCUCCGGGGUCUGCAAGCCCCACUGCUGUGGCCAUCGCCGCCAGUCCUCGAGCUGGGGGGCUGCUCUCUGCUGCCAGGAGGCAGCCCCUGCGGACUCAGGCCCCUGCCUCAACUUCCCCCCAUCCACAGCGACUCCCCUUUGCCCUCAUGUGGAGCCUAAGAGAACAGAACAGGCCGCGAAGCCAGCAAAAAGAAAGUUCUGUCCGACUUUGUGAACCUUUUUUAAAAAAAACAAACAACAAAUCAACAACAAAAAAUUAAAAAACUUUUUUCUAAAAAAAGAAAGUAAAAAUUCUAAAAAAAUUAUAUGAGCUUCAUGGGACUGAAUCACCACCUUCCCUUACAUAUUUCAGUUCAGAUUGUAGCCAUACUUAAAAAUAAAAAAAGGCAAAAAGGAUAAUGACAUUUUUAUCAGUAUUGUGAAUAAACUUGAACACAAAUACACGAAGUUCCAUGUCAUGUCUUCAGUUCUAGAAGUUUUUCCUCUUCAAUGUAAAGUGACCAACUUGAACUUUCUCUGGCAACACGAUUCACAGUUAUAUAAGGGAAUCAGUGUUCACAUCUCUGUAUAUAUUUAUUUAUGUGUAAUUUAAUGGGAAUUGUAAAUAUGGUGAGUCUGUUUUAAGCCCCUCCCUUUUUUUAUUUAUCUGGUGAUUUCGUUUACCUCUUGUUUAGUGGGUUUUGAUUCCUCCCUAUUAUUUCUUCAUGUGGCUCAUGGUACUGAUUUAGAAAUUCAAGGUUUGGGGGAUUUUUUUUUUCCUCUGGAAUUCAUGAAUUUAGCCCUGUUGUAGCAUGUUAAAGAUGACAAUGAAAGAGCUGAACAACAACAACAAAAAAAAGUAAAAUAAAAUUUUAUAUAUAAUUAGCAUUACCUUUAGCUUUUCAUUGAACUGAAAGAAAAAAGUGAUAUUGGACCCUGGAAAGAUUUUUAAACUUGAGUGGUUUAUAACCCUUCUAUGUAUUGUGGGGAGAAAAAGAGUUUAUUUUAUUCUACUGUCCUCCCUUAAAAGCAUCAUUUGAGCAAUAAAUGAGUAUUGUCUUUAAACCAAGGGUAAGGGAUUUUCCUUCUCUCUCUUUAUCUCUCUCUCUUUUUUGUUCAAAGAACUUCAAACAUUUGGGACCACCUGGUAUUCUGUAUUUUCACUGGCCAUUUUGGAAGCAGUUCUAGUUGUAUUGUAUUGAGUUGUGCUGGCAGUAGUUUCCAUGCCUGUCAAUGUAUCAUAGUCCUUUGUUGCCCAGAUAAAUAAAUAUUUGAUACGCUUUAUGUCGAUUUUUUUUAUUCAGUGGCUGUCUUUACCCAGGCGUAUUUUUGUUCUUGGCAGUAUUUUUUAUUCAGUAUGGUUACAGUAAUUGAGUUUAACUCUCCCUUGGCAAUUGCUCCUUGCAAUAAGCAGCUGAACCCAUUGUUUCCCUCAAGUAUAAUAAAAACUUACUUUCAACUUGGAGUUCAGAGUAGGGUAUCAUUUAGAUAUUCCACUGAGUCUGUAUUCAGACAAAUGACACAAUAAAACACAAUGUAUUCUUUUGGAUAAAAGAUUGUACUGCUACAGGAACG
This is a messenger RNA of Manis javanica (Malayan pangolin), 4301 nucleotides long. RefSeq names its product transcription factor AP-2 alpha (gene TFAP2A). NCBI's taxonomy places the organism in Eukaryota, Metazoa, Chordata, Mammalia, Pholidota, Manidae. Gene Ontology annotation, biological process: regulation of transcription by RNA polymerase II; anatomical structure development; regulation of cell population proliferation. The record is from RefSeq and is a predicted model, not a curated record. Gene Ontology annotation, cellular component: nucleus. Gene Ontology annotation, molecular function: DNA-binding transcription factor activity, RNA polymerase II-specific; RNA polymerase II transcription regulatory region sequence-specific DNA binding.